This is a messenger RNA of Oryza sativa Japonica Group (Japanese rice), 2185 nucleotides long. Its product is annotated as zinc finger protein GAI-ASSOCIATED FACTOR 1. Gene Ontology annotation, cellular component: nucleus. Gene Ontology annotation, molecular function: DNA-binding transcription factor activity. Lineage: Eukaryota; Viridiplantae; Streptophyta; Magnoliopsida; Poales; Poaceae. The record is from RefSeq and is a predicted model, not a curated record.
ACCGCUCUUGGCUCCCUUUCUUAUCUCCCGGUCUCCGCCCAGCUCCGCCACUUCCUCACCUUGGCUUCUCCCACACGCAGCAGCAGCAGCCGCCGCCGCCUCGUUUGCUCGCCGCGUCCACGACCGGUGGUUGCCGCGGUGACCGGUAGCUCGGUGUCGCCCCCACCGUCCGGCCUGCGUUGCAAAGGCGUGACGCGAGCUUUUAUGCUCGAGGCAGCUUGCUUCUUGGACGCUAGUAGCAGCAGCAUCGGCGGGAGUGGUACCCGCGUCCACGGAACUUCUGCAAAAGAAAGAUUCUCGGAUGGAGGUCGAGACGUCGUCCGGGACGGCCGAGCGCGGGGCGGGCGCGGGCGCGCAGCAGCAGCCUCCGCCGCAGCCGCAGCCGCAGCCGCCGGCCAAGAAGAAGCGUGCACUCCCCGGCAUGCCAGAUCCUGAUGCGGAGGUGAUCGCGCUGUCGCCCAAGACGCUGCUGGCGACGAACAGGUUCGUUUGCGAGAUCUGCAACAAGGGGUUCCAGCGCGACCAGAACCUGCAGCUGCACCGGCGCGGGCACAACCUGCCGUGGAAGCUGCGGCAGCGGAGCGGGAAGGAGGUGCGGAAGCGGGUGUACGUGUGCCCGGAGCCGACGUGCGUGCACCACGACCCGUCGCGGGCGCUCGGCGACCUCACCGGCAUCAAGAAGCACUUCUGCCGCAAGCACGGCGAGAAGAAGUGGAAGUGCGACAAGUGCUCCAAGAAGUACGCCGUCCAGUCCGACUGGAAGGCGCACACCAAGACCUGCGGCUCCCGCGAGUACCGCUGCGACUGCGGCACCUUAUUCUCACGGAGGGACAGCUUCAUCACCCACCGCGCCUUCUGCGACGCCCUGGCCGAGGAGAGCGCCAAGGCGCGCGCGGCGCCGCCGCCGCCGGCCGACGAGGACGGGACCUCGGCUUCUGCCGGUGCGCCGCCGCCGCAAGCGCCUCUACCACCACCCGCGCCGGUGCCGGCGCCAGCACCGCCACCUCCUCCGGCCGCAGCUCCGGCUCCCGCGGCGCAACCGGAGCAACGAGAUCGGGAUGCUGCACUGGAUCAGUUCGCCACGCCGGCGCCGGCGCCGGCGCCGCCGCCAGUUACUGCUCCUCCGCCGCCGCCGGUUGCCGCUCCUAAUGAUUGUGUCAGCAGCAGCAGUAGCGGCGUGGCGCCGACGUCGCAAAGCCUCCUUAGCAGCAUGUUUGCACCGCCGUCGGUGGCCCAGGCGCCGCAGUACGCGGACCCCAUCGGAGUUGGAGCGGGUGGCCAUCAGGAGCGCGCGGUGCCUGCCAAGCCUCCGGCGCUGUGCCUCGCGCCCAACGCGUCGUCGUCGCUGUUUACGGCGCCUGUACCAGCUGACCGGCAGCAGUUCGCUCCGCCGCCACCGCCGUCCCCGUCGCCGCACAUGUCCGCCACGGCGUUGCUUCAGAAGGCCGCGCAGAUGGGCGCCACCUCGUCUAGCUCGUCCUUUCUCCGCUGCCUGGGCCUCGACAUGUCAUCGUCAUCGUCGGCGCCGCCUUCGUCGUCAGGGCAGCAGCAACAGCACCACCACCAUCACCACCAAGAAACCAUGCAAGUGCCACUCCCGGCGAGUUCGCUGCCCGAAUGGCCGCCGCGGUUACAGCCGGAGCCAUCCCCAAUGCUGUCCUCCGGGCUCGGCCUCGGGUUACCAUACGACGCGACAGGCGGUCCGGUGAGCUUGCCGGAGCUCAUGAUGGGUCAGUCCACACUGUUCAGUGCCAAGCCGGCAACACUAGAUUUCUUGGGGCUUGGAGUGAGCCCGACAGGCGCGUCGACAAGCAGGGGCUUCCCGACAUUCAUCCAACCCAUCGGCGGCGCUGUCAGCUUGGCCGGGAGUGCCACCGUCGCCGCGGAGACCUUCGGCGCCGCCCAUGGCGGCCAGGCAAAUCCGUGGGAGAGGAACCCGAGUAGCUCACCAAUCCUGUAAUAGCACUAGCUAGCUAGCAACUGGUAGCAAUUAGCACCAAGUAGCAAACCACUGUGAAUUCGACACAUGCAGCACGAAGUAAGACGGUGAAAAUAGUGGAAGCAGCCAGGUUCAGUUAGCAAUUUAGCAGUAUCUUCCAACUUUUGUUUGUUUCCUUUGACCAACGUCGUUCUUUUGUUUAUUUAGCUUAGUACGAAGUUACAAGUGAGUUUCUUUUGUUGUUCA